Galeopterus variegatus (Sunda flying lemur) is the source of this 1187-nucleotide messenger RNA. It is a transcript of the gene LRP2BP, whose product is annotated as LRP2 binding protein. The record is from RefSeq and is a predicted model, not a curated record. The transcript has 10 exons. NCBI's taxonomy places the organism in Eukaryota, Metazoa, Chordata, Mammalia, Dermoptera, Cynocephalidae. Bases 16 to 1062 code for a protein of 348 amino acids. Gene Ontology annotation, molecular function: protein binding.
CAUUGCAGAAACAGGAUGAAGUUGUCCAGUGAAAAGUUGCCCAGGAACCCCUUUUAUACCUCUGUAUCCAAGUAUGUUGCUAAGAACCAAAAAGUCUUCGAAUGGAGAAAAGAAAAGACUGAUCAUUAUAGCCAUGCUAAUUUGUUGGAUAAGGCAUUGCAGCUCUUGAAGGAAAGAAUAGUAAGAGGGGACAUGCUGGCAUAUUUCCUACGAGGUCAACUAUAUUUUGAAGAGGGAUGGUAUGAAGAAGCAUUAGAACAGUUUGAAGAAAUCAAAGAAAAAGAUCAUCAAGCAAUUUACCAGCUAGGAGUCAUGUAUUAUGAUGGGCUGGGCACCACUGCAAAUGCUGAAAAAGGAGUGGACUAUAUGAAGAAAAUUCUUGAUUCUCCAUGUCCCAAAGCAAGACACUUACAAUUUGCAGCUGCUUACAACCUUGGAAGAGCUUAUUAUGAAGGAAAAGGUGUUAAACAAUCAAAUGAGGAAGCUGAAAGACUAUGGCUUUUUGGGGCAGACAAUGGAAAUCCAAAAGCUAGUGUGAAGGCUCAAAGUAUCCUAGGAUUGUACUAUUCAACAAAAGAGCCUAAAGAAUUAGAAAAGGCAUUUUACUGGCAUUCAGAAGCAUGUGGCAAUGGAAAUCUGGAAUCCCAGGGUGCACUUGGUCUUAUGUACUUCUAUGGACAAGGCAUCCGCCAGGACACAGAAGCUGCCCUGCAUUGCUUAAGAGAAGCAGCAGAACGUGGAAAUGUCUAUGCUCAAGGGAAUCUCGUGGAGUAUUACUAUAAGAUGAAAUUUUUUACAAAGUGUGUUGCAUUUUCCAAAAGGAUUGCCGACUAUGAUGAGGUUCACGACAUCCCCAUGAUAGCCCAGGUCACGGACUGUCUCCCAGAGUUCAUCAGCAGAGGGAUGACCAUGGCAUCUUUCUACCAUGCACGAUGUCUUCAGCUUGGCUUGGGUAUCACAAAGGAUGAAGCAACAGCUAAACACUAUUAUUCUAAAGCUUGUCGUCUGAAUCCUGCAUUGGCAGAUGAACUUUACUCCUUACUUAUUCAUCAAAGAAUUUAGACUACAAAGCAUUUCAACAAAGAUCAUCAAUCCUAACACCAUACAAUAAUUGGUUUCUUAUCAAGAACUUGGCAGGAUGAUAAUCCAGCCUCACCUGGAAUGUUUUCAAGUAGCUUUUGCUGGGC